Metarhizium album ARSEF 1941 is the source of this 762-nucleotide messenger RNA. RefSeq lists its product as uncharacterized. Lineage: Eukaryota; Fungi; Ascomycota; Sordariomycetes; Hypocreales; Clavicipitaceae. The transcript has a single exon. The coding region runs from base 1 to 762 and encodes 253 amino acids. The record is from RefSeq and is a predicted model, not a curated record.
AUGUUUAGACUUGUGUCUGUACUCGUGCUCGUCGGCACGUGCUGGGCAGCCAAGACUCCCGCCCGAGGCGACCAGCUCGCCGACUUUAUCAAUCAACUCAAGAAGUCGCUGCACAACGUCGAUCAGAGGAACCCGCCCUUCUAUGACGAACCCAAGCUCAAAGAGGCCACGUGCCCCAGCGUUGCGUGGGACUGCCUGACGACCGAGUUCUGGACGCGGCUCACGAUAGUCGACGUCCCGCACCAGAUCGCCAUCUCAACCAACACCCACACUGACGCCUUGCUCGCCAACAGCGGAUCACAGGACGCCGUAAUCAAGUCACAGACGUCCACGGCAGUGGCCCAGGGGACGACCACGGGAUGGACCAUUGGCGGACAGGUCAAGGUGGCCGCUCCGAAGGACGUGCUCGAGGCCGAGCUCUCGGCUUCCUACAACGACCAAUCCACCUCGAUGACGACAGAAACCAAGUCCAUCGAGUACGACGCCACGUGCCCUGCGGGAAAGACAUGCCGCAUCCAGACCGUCACCUUCCGGGCCGAGAUCCAGGCGUCCUGCAAAACCGAUGCCUACUUUGCCUGCAAAGAUGCCCUCAACAUCUGCGAGCGUCCCAGGGGCACGUUGACGUGUCAGCAGUUCGUCGACUACUACAACAGGAACUGUCUUGAUGCUCAAAGGUACCAGCCUUGCUCGGUCGACGUCCAGCUCCGACAGGACGACGGGUCGCUCCUCACCCUCGUCGUCAUCACUGAGGACAGCGCGUAG